Larimichthys crocea (large yellow croaker) is the source of this 1506-nucleotide messenger RNA. It is a transcript of the gene commd5, whose product is annotated as COMM domain containing 5. The record is from RefSeq and is a predicted model, not a curated record. Lineage: Eukaryota; Metazoa; Chordata; Actinopteri; Sciaenidae. Gene Ontology annotation, cellular component: nucleus. Bases 156 to 791 code for a protein of 211 amino acids. The transcript is spliced from 7 exons.
UGACCGAGCGAGACGAGCGUCACGUGAUAUGAAGGCAAGGAAGUUGUGUCACAUAAACAGAAAGCUAUCUUCAAAAGACAAGCGUCUUGUGCUUAAAUUAGUCCUUUUAAAAUCUGUUUUAUCGGCGCAUACGGCAGAUUAGCGCAUGGUGAGACAUGUCUGCAAGCCACGCAAGGGACUCCAGCUUUCUGGGAGGCAGGAUCCCUCCGGAGAUCGAGUCCAUGUCGAAAAAUCUGAAGGAUGUGGACCAGGAGAUGUUCAGAAAAAUACUCAAAGCUGUGGUCAGCGCCCUGGAGGGGAAGGACAGCAGAGAGGUGUUGAAGUCCAUAGCAGAGAGCAGUCCCAUCCCCCAGGAGAGGCUCACUUACAUCGUAGCUGGGAUGUACAGGGUCCUGUCUGAGGCCAUCCGCAUCCCCACAUCGUCGCUUAAACAAGAGGCCUUCAAAGAAGAUCUCAGAGAACUGAGGAUACCUGAAGACUUCAUCACAGAUUUCUCCAGCGUGGUUUUCGGCAAUCGUCGUGCAGCUAUAGAGGCGGCGACCUCCCAGAAUGAUCCUCACCUCCCCACAGUAGAAGACUUUAAAUGGAGAGUGGAUGUUGCAAUUUCUACAAGCUCUUUAGUCCGGGCCCUGCAGCCUUCUGUUCUGAUGCAGAUGAAACUAUCAGAUGGGAGCGUUCACCGCUUUGAGGUGCCGGUGUCAAAAUUCCAGGAGCUCCGUUACAACGUGGCUCUGAUCCUCAAAGAAAUGAACGACCUGGAGAAGAGAAGCAUCCUCCAAAUCCAAGAUUGAUCGACGGCACAGGGCUGUUAUCCAAUCAAGCUGUCCUCCAUUCUUAGUCUUUGAGAUUUAGUGAAAUUUUGUAAAUUGCACAAAACGCAGCUCAUUUUUAAUAAUUUCAAAUAUGAUGUUAUGAAAGUUGAUGAUAAUCUGCCUGUAAUGAUGUUAUGAUUUGAUGCUGUUGGUAUCCAACAUGCUUGACUGUUCACAGAGUACAAAAUGAUAAGAAUAGUUUGCCUGGCUAAAUGAUAUUAUCAUUUUUUCUGUGUCACAGAAACUUAUGUUCAAAAACACAACACAACAAAGAUCAGAGGUGUUGUAAACUGUACAUAUUAGCAUUAUUCAAUUCACUGAUUGUUUGGAGAUUGGACACGGCUGCAAAGCCUCCUUUGUGCCAAAAUACAAAUGCAGUCAAGCAAGCACUCAAAUAAUUUACCUGCUUUAUCUGCUGCCUUCGAGACGGAACAUUUUGUUCAAGAGCUUCUGAAACAUGACGAUGUGCAAGUCAAAGAAUGAACAAGGUUAUCUUUUUUCUACUCAUGUUUUGAUACAUGUAACUCAAACCGGUGCCCGUACAAAAGAUUCAACUGUCCUUUGUGUUCUAGCACUAUUGUAUAACGUGUAACAUGAAGAUGUUUCUGUCAUUUUGUAAGUGUUUUCCAUAAUAACAUCAAGACCUUUUAACUCUUGAAACACAUUUCUCUAAUAAAUUAUGUCCGUUCCUGUA